This is a messenger RNA of Nycticebus coucang (slow loris), 3381 nucleotides long. RefSeq names its product zinc finger protein with KRAB and SCAN domains 8-like. The record is from RefSeq and is a predicted model, not a curated record. Bases 1921 to 2730 code for a protein of 269 amino acids. The transcript has 8 exons. Lineage: Eukaryota; Metazoa; Chordata; Mammalia; Primates; Lorisidae.
CUUUCUGAUCACUGCUAAUUAACCAGAGUUGCUGUGGCCCUGUGUGUCCGUUUAAAGAGGGUCUAUAGGGCCGCACUAGAGAUGUUUCACCAGCUGCAUUGUUUUAAAUUCAAAAUUCACGGAUGGUCCUACAAACCCACCUUGGUGAAGGUGAGAUAGGAAAUUAGAGCCUUGCGGAUGGCCCAGGAUAAACUCGCUCCCCGGCCGGAGCUAAUCUGCACUGCGACGGGUACAGGUAGAAGGUGCGCCACUCUUUGCCAGCCUCGGGCUAAACUGGCCUCCGCCCCGGAAGUGCGCACUUCCGCCCUGCGGAGAAGCCGCGUACCUGGUUGCAGCUCCCCGGAAAAUAGGCUGGUAGGCAUUUGGGCUUUGGCUGGGUGAGUGUUGCUGUGCGGCAACCGGCGAGCUAGACCUUCUGUCCCCAGGCCAACCAGAGUGGGACAGUGGGUGGGAAUUAACACCCAAAUGUAACCUCCCAGGAAAGGGUUUUACUCUAAAUUCAGAGCUGCGAGUCCCCACAGUUGGGACGGCUUCCCUCUGAGGGUUAUAGCCCUGGUCUUCCUGCCGGCUUCAGAGCUUCAUUCACAACUGUAAGUUAGGUCAGUACAAUUGCUUCUAGUACAGUUGAUACCAUUGCGCACCAGACCUUCAGCUUGCUUUUUCAAACAAGAGGGGGAAACUACGAAUAACUGGAGAUAACUAUUAGGAGCUCGAAAUUCAGCAGAGGCUUCCUUUUCCUCGUCCACUUCUUGUGCCCGUAACCUUUCUUUUUGAAUGCAGAAAAGACCUGUGCAUUUCAGAAGUGUUCCUGAAGAAAAGGCCCUCGGAAGGAAUCCUGCUGAAUUGCAGACUCUCCAAUUACAGGAAAGCUGCACCAGUGCCUCUUUAGAGGACCUAGUUUCCCUGCUCUCAACGAUUCUGUUAACGAGAAAACUCUCCAGGCCAGAGUGCUCUCAGCUGGCUCCAGCAGCCCACUUGACAAUGCUUUGCUAAGCAGCCCAGUUGACAAUGGCUGAGGCCCAUUCCCGUAGUUCUGACUGUCCUGCCUGAGAAGCACCAGGUCAGGGAAUGGGAGCAGCACUGGCUAAAGGAGGGAGAGUUGUCCUUGCAGAAAUGGCUAAGUUGGAGAACUUCAACAACUUGGGUGAAUACAGACAGCAGGUGGGAAGGGAGAGAUAGUCUCUUAGGGAUUCUUUUUUUCUCUUAUGUUUUAAGCAUAAGUCUAAAGCCAGACUAGUUGUGAUUUUGGCCAAGUUAUUUAAUCUUUCAGUCCAUUUUCUCAUCAGUAAAUGGGAAUGAUAAAAGCACCUGCCUGGAGUUGUAAUGAGGGUUACAUGAACAGUACCUGGUACAUAGGAAGUGCUAUCCCCAUAUUUGUUUCAAUUAUUUCUUCUUCUUACCUUGGGAUUGGCCUGCUCUGAUUUCAUUUCUGCAGUGAUUCCUUCAUAAAUUCAUGUGUUUAAUUUUUUCCAGGUCCCAGCUCUUAUAUAUGGCCAGGAGAUAACCUGGCCAGAAAUGCCUACUCUGGGAGCAGAGAGAAAAUAACUCUCUCUCCAGUAUCACCCAAGAAUAUACCACUGAAAUUUCAAUGAUAGAGACUCUUCCCUCUACAGCGGAGUUGUGUUAAACUUUGACAUUCUAUGGUCUUUUGGAGGUUCUAAAAGUGAGGGACUUGAGACUAAAAACAAACAACAAAUCAAAAGAACCUGCUUAACAGGAUCAGGCUCACCAACCACUGAGAGGGAAGCCGCCAGGAUCCUGGAGUGGGUUGCCAGGUGCCACGGCUCAUGAUUGCACAGAAGUCGACUUCUCUAGACCUGUAUCAGCUUCCAUCACUUGGACAGUUUAAUCGCAGUUUUCCAGGAAUCAAGCCAUAGGUAUCAACCAGAUGUCAACUCUGAAGGGAAGAUUUUUAUAAAGAUGGACUCACACCAGAAGGUCCCUGGCAUAUAUAAUGGGGAUACUUUACUGAUUCCUGAAUAUGAAAAUGUCUCUUGGUAUGAGGACCAGUUAGAAAGGCAGGAGGGCAGGCCCACAGAAGAAAGACGGUAUAAAUGCAGUGAAUGUGGGAAGAAAUUUUCCCAGAGCUCGGGCCUUGUUCGACAUCAGAGAAUCCAUACUGGAGAGAAACCCUAUGAGUGUGAUCACUGUGGAAAAGCCUUUAGUGUGCGCUCAACCCUCACUGUGCAUGAGAGAAUCCACACUGGUGAGAAGCCCUAUACCUGUCAUGAGUGUAAGAAAGCCUUCAGUGUAAGGGCACACCUGAUUAUACAUCAGAGAAUCCACAAUGGAGAGAAACCCUAUGAAUGUAAUGAGUGUGGCAAAGCAUUUAGUGUGAGCUCAGACCUGAUCAAACGUCAGAGAAUCCAUACAGGUGAAAAACCUUAUGAGUGUGAUGAAUGUGGGAAGUCUUUCAGUGUGAGCUCAGCCCUCAUCAAACAUCAGAGAAUCCACACAGGAGAAAAGCCAUAUGAAUGUAAGGAGUGUGGGAAGGCCUUCUAUGUGAAUUCAGCCCUUCUUAAUCACGAGAGGAUUCACUCUGGAGAAAAGCCUUAUGAGUGUGGAGAGUGUGGAAAAGCAUUCAGCCAGAUCUCAACCCUUAUUCAUCACCAGAGAAUCCAUACUGGAGAGAAACCAUAUGAGUGUGAUGAGUGUGGGAAAGCUUUCUGUGGGAGCUCUAAUCUUACUAAACACCAGAAAAUACAUGCCAAAGGAAAGUGUCAUCAGUGAUUCAUGUGGUGAAUAUAUCCCAAAGGCCUUUUGUUAUAUCAGAAGAUACCAUUGGAAGAAGAGUAUAGUAAAAGUUAAUGUCUUAAUUGACACUUCAUCCUUUGGAAUAUUAAAAGAAGUGAGAAGUCACUGAAAAGUGACUCCAACAGCAUAAUGAGCAAGGCUUUAAAAUCACAUCUGCUUCUGAGAAUGCAGUUUUACAACUCAUAAGGGAUGCAGUUUCCCUGAACUCUUCUGAAAUGCUUCAGCUGUGAGACACACUAGACUUCAUGAAACUCUGAGCCAAAUUGUGGUUAGUAGGCACUGAGGUCACAGAACAUGUGAAAGAGCACAUUAUGAAGCCUCUGCUAUUGAGUAUGGAGGUUUGCAGACAGAAUCAUCUGCGUGGAGAACACCAUUCUGGGAUUAGCAAUAAAGUGAUGCUGUCUCCUCCCCCAGAUUACACAAAGAAAUACUAAUAAGUAGUGAAUGCCCCUGGGUCCAUAAAACUGCUCGAGUCUUUUGUUUGGUGCACCCAUGGCAGUGAGAUGAUCCACAUAUCUUUACUGAUUCAUCUGACCCUUGUGUGGCUCUUCCAUUGAGAAAAACUGAUUAAUACAGUUGAGCACUGAAGUUGAUGUGAAGUUUUCUGGAAAUUAAGACAAAAUGAAA